This is a messenger RNA of Megalops cyprinoides (Indo-Pacific tarpon), 2143 nucleotides long. RefSeq names its product HtrA serine peptidase 1b (gene htra1b). Gene Ontology annotation, cellular component: extracellular region. The transcript is spliced from 9 exons. Lineage: Eukaryota; Metazoa; Chordata; Actinopteri; Elopiformes; Megalopidae. Gene Ontology annotation, molecular function: protein binding; serine-type endopeptidase activity. The record is from RefSeq and is a predicted model, not a curated record. Gene Ontology annotation, biological process: positive regulation of apoptotic process; proteolysis; programmed cell death. The coding region runs from base 240 to 1670 and encodes 476 amino acids.
GAGUGAGAGAGAGGGCGGACUCUUGCAGUUUAACAAAGCUGGGCAUAUCAAAAGCGGCUGCUUUAUGGACAUUAAAAUAAAUUGUGUAGCCUAUUUAUUUGGUGAAAAAUCAAAACAGUUCUAAACUAACUCUUUAAAAAAGAGUUUUGCACAGGAUUUUUUUUACUAUUACUGUUCUGCUUGGUUUAUGUGUAUAGUUUCGCGGGUUACAUACGAUAGUUUUCACUUCCUAUUCAAUUAUGUUUUGGUCCAUUUUAUGCGCGGGUUUCCUCCUUGCACCUUUACUAGCGGAGGCUAGAAUCUCCAAACGCUAUGUCAUCGGCUGCCCAGACCGCUGCGACAAGUCGCUGUGCCCCCCGAUCCCCGCCGACUGCUUGGCCGGUGACAUCCUCGACCAGUGCGACUGCUGUCCGAUCUGCGCCUCCGGAGAGGGCGAGAUCUGCGGCGGCACGGGGAGAGUAGGCGACCCGGAGUGCGGGGAGGGGUUGGAGUGCUCGGUGACGGACGGAGUCGGCUUCACCGCCACGGUCAGAAAGCGGGGCAGGACCGGCGUGUGCGUGUGCAAAAGUUCUGAGCCAGUGUGCGGCAGCGACGGCGUCUCCUACCGAAACAUCUGCGAACUGAAAAGAGUUAGUAACCGGGCGCAAAAACUACAGCAGCCACCUGUCAUCUUUAUUCAAAGAGGAGCCUGCGGCCAAGGCCAAGACAAUCCAGACAGCCUACGUCACAGAUACAACUUCAUCGCCGAUGUGGUGGAGAAGAUCGCCCCCGCCGUGGUUCAUAUUGAACUGUACCGCAAGAUGGUGUUUUCUAAGAGGGAGGUGGCGGUGGCCAGCGGGUCGGGCUUCGUGGUGUCAGAGGACGGCCUGAUCGUGACCAACGCCCACGUGGUGGCCAACAAGCACCGGGUGAAGGUGGAGCUCAAAAGCGGCGCCUCCUUCGACGCCAAGAUCAAGGACGUGGACGAGAAGGCCGACAUCGCCCUCAUCAAGAUCGACGCCCCGAUGAAGCUCCCCGUCCUCCUCCUCGGCCGCUCGGCCGACCUGAGGCCCGGCGAGUUCGUGGUGGCCAUCGGCAGCCCCUUCUCCCUGCAGAACACCGUCACCACCGGCAUCGUCAGCACCACCCAGCGUGGUGGCAAGGAGCUGGGCCUGCGCAACUCCGACAUGGACUACAUCCAGACCGACGCCAUCAUCAACUACGGGAACUCGGGUGGCCCUCUGGUGAAUCUGGACGGGGAGGUUAUCGGGAUCAACACUCUUAAAGUGACCGCCGGCAUCUCCUUCGCCAUCCCCUCUGACAAGAUCCGACAGUUCCUGGCAGAGUCGUACGACAGACAGGCGAAAGGAAAAGCAGCACCAAAGAAGAAGUAUAUCGGCGUGAGAAUGAUGACUCUUACUCCAAUUUUGGCUAAGGAACUGAAGGAACGACAGAAUGACUUUCCCGACGUCACCUCAGGGGCGUAUGUCCUUGAAGUCAUAGCCAAAACUCCAGCUGCAGUUGCGGGCCUGAAGGAGAGCGACGUCAUUAUCAGCAUCAACGGCCAGCGCAUCACAUCGGCCAGCGACGUGAGCAGCGCCAUCAAGAAGGACGAGUCGCUGCGGCUGGUGGUGCGGCGCGGGAACGAGGACGUCCUCCUCACUGUCAUUCCCGAGGAGAUCGACCCUUGACCUCCCCCCCCCCGGUCCCCAUCCCCCCCCCGCCAUGAGCUGGUUCUCAGUGUCUCGCUAUGGAUCCUCGCCAGGGUGUGUCUGGAGCCACGCCCACUUUAGAAUCAGUAACCAAUAGUCUCUCUCCCCUGUGGCCAGCAGCGGUUGAAACUCCACCUCCAGGAACUGAACAGUGUGCAGAGCAAAUGCACGUGUGUGCGUGCGCAAACACACCCAAACACAAACAUAUUUUAGACCCUCAGCUAUUCGUGUAUUUUACUUUUCUUGUCGUGUAUGCUUCGAAAGACAUUAGUCCUGUCAGUUUAACCCAGAUUGACCAGUGUUUUCUUCAUCCUGUUUUCCUUUUUAUACUGUACGUAUCUCAUUUCUCAGAGAAACCCACCACAGUCUAUUAAAAGUGGAGCAGCAGAGAGAAGAGUGGGCAUUGCAGGAUACCGUAGUUUCUUAUUUUUUUGUUUAAUGAUGUGUUUUGU